Molecule: messenger RNA, 3915 nt
Organism: Branchiostoma belcheri (Belcher's lancelet)
Lineage: Eukaryota; Metazoa; Chordata; Leptocardii; Amphioxiformes; Branchiostomatidae
Product: ribosomal RNA processing protein 1 homolog B-like
Exons: 12
Coding region: 27-2303 (758 amino acids)
Biological process (GO): rRNA processing
Cellular component (GO): preribosome, small subunit precursor; nucleus; preribosome, large subunit precursor
Source: RefSeq, a predicted model, not a curated record
ACCCUUUGACCCGAAAAACUGGCAAAAUGGCUGCUUUCGGGAAAAAGCGUGGCCAGGCACGCGCGCCGGAGGUGAAGUUUGCCCAACACCUGGCGGCGAACGAGAAAAAAAUACGGGAUAAAGCGGUGAAGAAGUUACGGCAAUGGUUGGAAGCAAGAUCCCAAGCAAGGGGCGGAGGAUUUGAAGAAGAUGACAUGCUGAAGAUUUGGAAGGGGCUGUUUUAUUGCAUGUGGAUGUCAGACAAGCCCUUGGUUCAGGAAGAGCUUGCCAACACAAUGUCAAAACUUCUCCACUGCCUGAAGAAUGAAGAUACAGUUUUCCUGUUUAUCAAAGUGUUCUUCAAAACCAUGAUAAGGGAAUGGAAUGGGAUUGACCACCUCAGGAUGGACAAGUUCUUCAUGUUAGUUCGAAACAUGGUGUCUCAGUGUCUUGAAUUCCUGAGACAGAAUCAGUGGGAUGCACGGUUGACUGACAGAUUCAUGACUAUCAUGAAGGAGGGACCCAUGUCUACCUCUACUGAGGAGGUUCCCAAUGGUAUCAGAUACCACAUUUGUGACAUCUGGGUGGAAGAACUGGAAGCAGUUGGAGGACAGGAGCUAAGUCCCCAGGAGCUACUACCAUUCCUGACACCAUUCUUCAUGAUACUCAAAGUGUCAGACAACAUGACCCUUCUGCAGAGUAUUGGUACCAGCGUGCUGGACGAGAUCAUCAGCAGGGCUGACUUUACAGUUCCUGCUAAACUGCAAGGAGAGGAGGAGGACGAGGAGACAGAGUAUGAUGAUGAUGAUGAUGAGGAGGAGGAGGAGGAGGAUGAGCAGCAGAAGGGAGAGGAUAAUGAUGAUGAUGAUGAUGAAGUGGAAGAGAAGGCCACAUUGAGGUUUGACCAUGCAGCCAUAGCAGACCAGUUAUUCAUGAUGGCCAGCCAGAAGGACACACGCAAUAAGAACAGAAGACUGAUGUACAGCUGGGUGAAAAAGUUUAAAGAUGCUGCCUCAGGCAUUUACCCAGAUCAGAACUUGCUGCAGCUGUUAGAUAGUGAGUCUGAUGAGGAUGAAGGGGAACAUCUGAAGAAGAAAGCCCAAAAGAAGGACCAACAUGUGCCCAUCAUCUCAACAGAGGAUGGGCAUGUAGAGGAUGUGAAAAAAAGAAAAAAGAAGAGAAAGAAGCAAAGUCAAAGGGCCAAAAAGGUAGAACAGUCUGGAGAGGGCAAAGAUUUGGAAAUGAACUGUCUGAGUGCAGUCCGAGGUGCAGAUAGGAAACAGUUGGGAGGUAAACAAGGAGAGGCAGGAAGAAAUGCAGAACAAAUGUUGGAUAAAGAACACAAAACAAAUGGUGAUACUGCUUGUGAUGCUGAAGUGGGUGCAAAAAGUGUGAAGCACAAGAAAAAAACAAAGGGAAAAGAGAAAACAGCAUCACAAAGUGAGGCACUUGUUGAAAGCACUGAUUCAAAGUUGUCAGUAGGUACAGGAAGGAAGAAAGAAAUUGCCAAGGGAGGUACCAAGAGUAAAGUAAAACCUAAAAAACGGUCUGCAUUCCAGGCAUACCUUGAUGAAGCGAAGGAAGAAGCUGUAGAGUCUGUGGCAAAAGUAGAUGACAGUUGUGUUGAAGUGGUUGUUUUAUCUGGCCCUGAGGAUAGUGUUGCUGAUCAAUCAUCUGAAGGCAAAGAACCUGGGAAGGUCCCAGGUGAGGCCCAGCCAUCUUCAAAGCUCCCUGCUUCGCAAACUAAGCAAAGUCCCAAGGUGAAGAGGAGGAAGAAGCGAUACUUUGAGGGAGCUAUUGAGGACAGUGACAACAAAGAAGAGAGCAUCAAUGAGUCCAGCCAGCUUAACAGUGGCAAGAGGCAGAAAAGGAAGUCAUCUUUACCUGAUGGCCUAGAUGAGGCAUCAUCCAGCCCAGUUUCACCAAAAAAGAAGAAGAAGAACAAGGAACACAAGGAAGCCUUUGCAUCGUUUGAGAAGUUUGCUGUGACUCCGCCAUCUUUCUUCAGGAAAGCUGCCAGCAAAGCUAUGCCCAGAUCUGAACCAAAAUUGAAGAAGACUCCAAAGAAGUCAUCAUCAAAUGGACUUCCUGCUCCCAGCUCUGAGCCAAUAGAAGGGAAAAAACGUGUUGCAUUCGCUCUGUCCAAGAACACCACACAAGAGUUUCGUAAGAAUGAGAAGAGCCUUGCUGUGAGCCCUGCACCUGUUGCCAUCCCCUAUGAUUCCUCUCGCCAGCCAGAGCAGGGUGUUUUGAAACCCAGCAGCACAACUCCCCCUGUCCGGAGAAAAGCAAAGCGCAGGGCAAUGGCAGCAGACUUCUUCUAGCUCAGCUGAACCAAGGAACUUUUUGAAAUGCAUUAUGCUAGUACCACUUGCACUUACAUAUACCACAUUGUACCUCCUGUCUUGUUAGAACUUGAUUAUAAUAUUAGUGAAAUAUACAUGUAAUAGAGAAAUAAGUUUUGACUUUAUCACCAAUGUCUUUGGUUCAUCAGGAUGAUGUAGACACAUUUUAGUUGUAGGUAGUCUAGUAAUCUUUUAUAACACCUGAGUUUGAAUCCACAUGGCAUAUACAAAAUAUAGUUAUAAGUAAUGCAUAAUGACAGUAUGACAAACCAGCAGCAGUUUGUCAGCUGAUGGCUUUGCUCUAGCCUUCACAGUAAUAUACAGAAAGCACAUUUGUACCAUCUUGGACCAUGCAGUUAAUAUAGGUAAUUGGCACCAUGAAAUUAGGUUAUCGCCCAUGCAUUGCUCCGCUGAUUCUAACUCUGAUUUGUUACUGAACAGCAUACUAUAUUAGGUUGAUUACAACUUAUUACCAUGUACUAUUUUGUUAGCAGUGGCCUAAAGUCUUCUGUUCCUGCAGCUAGGUAGUCCUGUGUUGCUGUUGAUGCCAUCAAAUAAAUUUAACAAGCAAUACACAGUAAUUUCUGCAAUGUGACUGUACCAGGAUGCUGUUAAAUCAUUUUACUUACAUUACAAAGCCAAUCUGUUACACGAGUUUGAUACCAAAUUGAAUGAAAAAUAAACUUUCAAUUUGUAUACCAUGUCAUGGACACAAAGGUACUUUUGUUAAAGAGUUAAGGAAAGUUGACAUGUAAUAAAACCAUGCGUGUCAUGAACAAGAAAUUUUAGAUUUUCUAUUGCACGUUUACAAAAAUGUUGAGAAUACAGCUUUUCUCUGGUGUUUUAAUGGCUUCAUUGUUUGGGCCUACUAAGUUUACAUGGCUAUCUUACUCGCAUCUUCACCUUCCAAUGUAUUGGAACUGUAUCGUAUACCAGAAAAUACUACAUUAAUCACAUCAUGGAAUGGAUUACUCAUACACUAUCCUUCAAACUGGAACUCAAAUAUACCUCCCCCUCCUCCAAACUAGUGCCCCAAACCCAUAAAUAUUUAUUCACUUUACCCUACUUAACUUUACUUACUUAUGCCUACUGCCUUUCCUCGGGCAUAGACUAUGGGUACUUCAAUUUGAAAUAACAACAAAAAAAUGUGGACAAGGACAAAUUUACUGAUUUCAUGGCUUCAUCACAAGGAUAUCUUUAACAUGUUCCAACAAUUAAACAGGGAUCCUAAGAAAACUCUUCUUAUUCCUAACAUGAGCACAAGUAAUAUGUAUAAAUUUUAUUAAUUCUUUAGACAUGUAUAACCAGGGAGAAAAAUACUUGAGCAGUAUACUGUGGCAAAACGUAGUGUCAAAAAGACAUCCUGUGUAGAAAUGACCAUGUCUAUAUAACAGUUAUGUACAUACAUCUGCAUAUUUUGUCCAUUUUGAUAGGCAGAGAGCAAACCUCUGAAUACAAUAUACCAGGUCCUCUAUUUUAAUAGUAAUGAUACAUUUACUUACUGUGAGUGUCUGAUUUUUUAUUUAGUAGCUUAUAUAACUAAAUUUCAAGCCCACAUCAACACUUUCAACAUUGCAUCAGUGGGCAAAUU